AUGAAACUUUUAGGAAGCGUUUCUAGUUUAUUUUUGUUUGCCUGUGUGGCAAUUGCAUCCAAUGUGAUUGAGCUUACUGACAAGAACUUUAACUCGGUUGUUAUUGAUUCCAAGAUCCCCACCAUUGUGGACAUUUAUGCCAGUUGGUGUGGCCACUGCAAACGCUUGAAUCCAAUUUACGAGGAGCUUGCUGAUGCGUUUUCGCAUGCUAAAGAUAAGGUCCAGAUUGUUAAGAUUGAUGGUGAUGUGCACCGCAAGACUGCUAAGAAGUUCAAGGUUGAAGGAUUCCCCACAAUCAAGUUUAUCAAUGCUGACGGAUCUGAGGAGGAUGUGAAUGUCGCUCGUGAUUUGGAUGCAUUGGCUGACUUUAUUACCAAGAAGACUGGCGUUCAGCGCAAGUUUACCAAUGUUUCACCCAAUGCUGUGUUGUCAUUGACAGACGCCAACUUUGAGGAGUUUAUCAGCGAUGAUGGUAAGACUGCCAUUGUUGCCUUUACUGCAUCAUGGUGUGGCCACUGCAAGAGUUUGAAGCCUGUUUACAAGGAGCUUGCUGAGGUUUUUAUCAAUGAUGAUGAGGUUAUUGUUGCUGAAGUUGAUACCACUGGUGGUGAAGCUAGUGAGAUUGCUGCCAAGUUUGGCAUUCGCUCAUACCCCACGAUCCUUAUUUUUAACAAGGACUAUGAGAAGCCUGUUCAAUAUAAGGAGGACCGUUCUAUUGAAGCCAUGACCAAUCGUUUGAACCAGCUUGCUGGUACUGGCCGCAACACUGAUGGCUCGUUGAAUGAGUAUGCUGGUCGGUUCAAGAAGCUUGAUCGUCUUUCACGCCAGUUUUUGGAUGCGGAGAAGGCUUCUCGUGGAUUUAUCAAGGAGAAGAUUGUUCAAUUUAUGGCCAAUGCUCAGCGUGAUGGCCAAAAGGCAGCCUUGAAUGCAUCUAAGCUGUACUUGCGAUUUGCUGAGAAGAUUGAGGAAUCUGAGGCUUACCUUGAGAAGGAAAUCAAGAGAUUAAGCAACAUUAUUUCUCGUGGUGGAUUGAAGAAGAGCAAACUUGAUGAGAUGUCAAAGAAGCUGAAUAUUUUGAAGACUUUUGUUCCUGGCCACGUUGCUGAGGCUGAUGUUGAGGAGGCUAAGGAACAGGUUGAAGAGGAAGUCCAGGAAGUUCCCAAGGAAGAAGUUAAGGAAGAAGUUAAGGAAGAAGUUAAGGAAGAAGCUAAGGAAGAAGCUAAGGAAGAAGCUAAGGAAGAAGCUAAGGAAGAAGUUAAGGAAGAGAAGGUUGCUUCCAAGGCUGAGAAGAAGGAUGAACUUUAA
Molecule: messenger RNA, 1305 nt
Organism: Magnusiomyces paraingens
Lineage: Eukaryota; Fungi; Ascomycota; Dipodascomycetes; Dipodascales; Dipodascaceae
Exons: 1
Coding region: 1-1305 (434 amino acids)
Biological process (GO): protein folding
Cellular component (GO): endoplasmic reticulum
Molecular function (GO): protein disulfide isomerase activity
Source: RefSeq, a predicted model, not a curated record